UAAUGAAACUAAGAAAACUUCGGCAGGAAAACACUGACUCAUUUCGGGAGCUGAAGAGCUCUUUAUACUGGAUAGAGUCAUCUAUGGAGGACUUGGAGAAACGAAUGGAGGGGCUGGAAAGAAGAUUGACUGAAGCGGAGGACAGAGUAAGAGCAACGGAGGACAGAAGCAUACGGCAGGAGAAAGCACUGGGAUAUUUGUUGGAAAGAGAAGCCAUCCUCACGGCUAAAUGUGACAACAUGGAAAAUAGACUCCGCUGUAAUAACAUCAAGUUGUAUGGCGUUCCAGAGGGAGCGGAAAAAGAAGACAUGAUAAACUUUAUCACAGACCUCCUGAGCACCUCUUUAUAGUUCCAAGAAGAAGUUGUUAUUAAACUAGAAAGAGCACACAGAGCGUCAGGUCAGAAGCCUAAAGCCGCAGCGGCGCCCCCAAGAUUAAUCAUAGCCCGGUUUUUGGACAUUAAUGUAAAACAAAAAGUGCUUCUACAAGCUUGGAAACAAAAAAACAUAUGGUACCCAGGGCACAUGAUUUAUUUCAACUAUGACUACUCAUCUGAGUUACAGAAAAAAAGGAAAAAAGUCCGAGAGGUAAUAAAAAAGCUAAAAGAGAAGAAUGUCAGGGCCCAGUCACCGUACCCAGCCCAGCAGAAACUCUUCCUGAACGAGGGCAUAAAAUUAUUCCCCCCACUUCUAGCAGCGCAUUCUACACUGAAAGAACUCGGCAUUGAAUCACCUUUGGAGGACAGAGAGAUACUGGAACAGUAGCUGACACGAGACGGAUGGACAACUCAGGGAAAGAAGAGAAAGAGCCAACAGCUGAACCCUGCUGAGAUCACAGCCAUUAUCCAGGGUGAUAACAGAGAGAAGGGAGCCCUUUGCUGUGAGUGAGAUCGCCAUAUCAAGUCUAGAACUGGAUGAGAGGCACGAAUGAAAGUAGAGGCUGGAGAGGUCACGCUGUACUCUUCUCAAGGAGUACAGUUGAGCAACCUGAAGGACCACCAGGUGUUACUGACAUUGCAAGACAGGAAGCUCACUAUGACAAUAGAUGGUCUGUUUUCAACAUACGUUCCAGCAGAUGUUGAUGAGGAAAGGUUGAAUAUUGACCUUGGUAUUUGGCUUGGAGGAACCAAUGACCUGGACACCACCUACCUCAGCAAUGCUAUCCCGCCUUUCCGUGGUUGCAUGAGCGACGUUAAAUUUGAAUCCAAUCGGUUUAACAUUCUCCAUUUACAAUUUAAACAGUGCCAUAACACCAAGGAAUCUUGCAGCAGUGAGUUUGAACAUUCGGAUGGGGAGGCAAUCAGUUUUAGCACCCCAGAUUCUUUUGUGUCCUUCCCAACAUGGAGUGGAUCUAGUCGUGCUCCAAGGACACUAGAGUUUCUAAUGAAAACCACCAUAGAGGAUGCUUUACUUGUUUUCCACCAUGGCCAAGAGUCAGACCAUAUUGCUGUUGGUGUUGAAAAAGGCCAUCUCAAAGGUGUUCUGGAUGUUGGAGAUGGUAUGAAGUUCCUCGAUAAUACAAAGGUGCAGUUGGAUGAUGACCAGUGGCACAGAGUCAAGGUUCAGGUUCGCCCAGACAUGUUUAUUCUUAAUGUAGACAGCCAGUCAUCCUCCAUUCUUCUCAACUCAUCACAAAAACUGGAUUUGGUAGGAAACAUGUAUUUUGGAGGCAUCAUGGGAACAAUGAAAGAAUUCUUUCGAGAAAGUGGGUCCUUGGGACGCUUUGAGGAAUACAUUACAUCUGAGUCUUUUAUUGGAUGCUUUGGGGAAAUAAAAGUAAAUCAAAAGGAUAGAACCCUGCAGGAUGCAUUGGUGACCAAAGAUGUUCAUUUAAAAUGUGAAGGAGAUGACUAUGACUACUCAAGUUAUUAUGAUACGGAACUAACAACUAUUUCCCCAGCCAUCAUCAUUCGAUAUGCUGAUCCUAAAAUAAACAAGCAAGAUUGUCAUCCAACAGAUUCUGAACCGGAAGUGUUCAGAAAUGUAACAGCAUUUCUCAGAAUCACCCCCUUGCAAGUACCUGAAGGCGGAGAAACCUAUCUUGAUAUCAACAACCUGAACCCUACUUUUGACCUCAGUGCGGCAGGAUUACACCAAUCUCAAAUUAUCUUUACCCUUCAGAGUGAUCCCUGGUAUGGCCUGGUUGAUAUUAACAUCAACCAGGCCAUACCAACAAAAUUCACCCUGCUGGAUGUGGUCAACAAGAAAAUUAAGUACAUGCACGAUGGAAAUGAAAGAACUGAUGAUCAGAUCCAAUUGGAUGUAAUUGCUCAGAGUGACAGCUACCUUCCAGAGUGCUUAAAAACCCAAAGUUAUUCACUUCCAGUUAUAAUUAUUCCAGGCAGCUCCUUACCAGAAGUCACUGUAGAACAAAUUAGUAUCACAGAAAAGGGAAGGUCUCAUUUGAGUCCCAGUCUUCUCAAAAUAAGUCAGUCAGACUCCCGCUGUGACCAGUUAGUAAUAACUGUAACCUCAGGUCCUUCUUUUGAUUUUGGUUACCUCGAAAAUGGUCAGCAACUAGGAAGAAGAAUCUCUGAGUUUACAUGCAGAGAACUGAGAGAUGGAAAUAUCUAUUUUUUACACAAAGCAGGUGCUACCAGUGAAAUUACAUUAAAAGUAUCUGAUGGCGGGUCAGUAACUCAGUCAAGCACUUUUAUGUUUGUGGCGACACAACCAGACGUGGUCAUUGUCAGCAACACUGGCCUUAGUUUGGUCCAAGGGAGCAAUGCAUCCAUAGGGAUUCAGAAUCUGGCUGUUAUUCCUCAUCCUCGUAAUGGGGAUAUUACAUAUAACAUCACACAGCCUCCAGUUUUAGGAGAAUUAAGAAUUAGGACAAGUGAUGGCAUCUACAAGCAAGCUACAAGUUUCCAUCAGUUUCAUCUGGAUCGAGAGCUAAUAAGAUAUUUUAGCACAGAUGCAAGUGACCAAGAAAGCAGUGAGGUGGAUAAUAUUCAGUUUGAUGUCCAUUUGGGGGAGUUUUCUCUUUUAAAUAACCUCUUCCUUGUUGAGAUCCAACCUCCCAAAGUGAAAGUUUCAUACCUGGAACUUUUGGAAGCCAAUGUUGGAGAGAAGCAUACAAUCACAACGCUUCAGGCAGAAGUGCAGGGCAAAAGCCCAAAUCCGCAAACAAUUAAAUACAUCCUUGUCAAGCCUCCUGCACUAGGUAGUCUCCAGAUAUCAGACAAAGAGUUGAACGAGGGUGACAUGUUCACACAGAAGGACAUUUUGGACAAUGCUUUGAGUUAUAUAGUACGGAUGCAAGAAGUUGUGGAUAAUUGGGACCAGUUUCAGUUUAGAGUCUUUGCCGAGGAUCAGUACUCUCCUUUAUACACCUUCUCAGUCAGCAUACUUGCCAGUUUGGAUGAAUAUGUUUUGACAAAUAAGGAGCUGGUGGUUAAGCAAGGAGGUGAGGUAAUUUUGAACGAAAAAUAUCUCUGGUUGCAGUCUCCAAGUUCCUCAGACUUUUUGUAUAAGAUCACACUAGAGCCAAAGCAUGGACGACUCAUAAGGGAUUCCCCACGCGGUGUGCCUAGAUUUGAUGGGGCAAUUAGAUAUUUUAGUAAUGAAGAUCUUGAAUCUCACAAGCUGAUUUACAAGCAUGAUGGCUCCAGGACUACCAGUGAUGAGUUCCAUUUUUCAGCAACUCAGGAAGGUUCGGACACUCAAAAAACGGUGACCGGCAUCUUCAAAGUACAGAUCCAAUUCAAGAAUGAGCAUGCACCGGUGAGGAUUGUGAAUAACGUUUUCAAUGUGGUCCGUUAUGGUCAGCGCUUGCUCACAACUGAUGUCAUUCAAUUUAAAGAUGAUGACUCGAAUUUCAAUGACACACAAAUUGUCUAUGCAAGAGAAGGUAUUCUUUCAGGCAACAUCAUGUCAGUAUCCAAUCCAUCGCAGCCUGUUUUCCGUUUCACACAAGCUGACCUAAGAGACAAGAACAUCUUAUUUGUUCACCAUGGAGCAGAUCGGGAACAGUUUCCCCUGCAAGUUUCAGACGGCUUCCAUAAAACUACUGCACUUCUUCAGAUCCAAGCUGGUGAUCCCUACCUGCGAAUAGUAACCAACACAAUGACCGUCAUUGACCAUGGAAGUACCAAGACCCUUGAUACCAACCUGUUGAGUGCAGACUCCAAUAUGGACAUCAGAGAUGACAGAGAGAUUAAGUUUGAUGUUACAGCACCCCCCAUCGAUGGCAGGAUUAUUGUGAGUGGGAUUGAAGCCUCAGAAUUCACCCAGGAGGACUUGAAAAAAGGAGUUGUGUCAUAUGAGCACAAUUAUGAAAGCCUCAAUGCCAAGGAUUCCUUUGGUUUCACUGUCCGAGCAAAAGGACAUUCAGACGACGGCACAUUUAAGAUUAAAAUAUUCAAGCAAGGUCACCUUUCAGAGCCAGAGGUGAUAACCAAUGAGGUCAUCAUUUCCUAUGAGGGAGAGCACACCAUUAUCAGCCAGGAUCAUCUCAAGGUGGAGCAAGCGGAUAUCCUUCCCACAGAAAUGAUUUUCACACUGAAAAGAUUACCUGAGCUUGGUUAUGUGGUCAUGCUGAAAAACAGUUCAGAGGUCACAGCCUCCCCUGUCCUCGACUACAUCAACUCUUUUUCUCAGGAAGACAUUGAUCAGGGCCGUGUCUUGUACGUGUCUGCAUCUUUCCAGGGACGGGACAGUUUCAUGGUGGAUGUGAGCAAUGGUUUCGGCACAGUGGAGGACUUGACCAUCAUGGUAGAUAUCAUGCCCCGAUUUAUACCCAUCCAGACGUCCAACUUUUCCGUGAAGGAAGGCCUCAGUCGAAUAAUCAACGAGGAGAUUCUGAACAUUUCGCAUCCCUUCUAUAGCGCAGCAAACAUCGAUUUUACUUUGGUAGAGCUUCCACAGCACGGCGAAAUCCGUAGUCUGGAAGGAGAUGAGCUGUCUUACUUCACAUGGCAUGAUGUGAAACUUGGACAGGUCGUCUACAUGCACGACAGCAGUGAGACUAAAGAGGACAGUUUUACACUCUCUGCCUCGUCUUAUGAGAUUGAUCGGCGGAGUCACGCUGUCACCAUCUCAGUUGCUAUCAUACCGGUGAACGAUGAGCCGCCAAAAAUGGCACGCAACAACGGCCUGGAGGUUCUCGCCGGUGAGCAAGCUGUUAUCACCGCCAGUAUGCUGAGCACAGAGGACGCCGACACCCCUGCGGAGGAACUGGUUUACCACAUAGAAAUGCCAACCAAUGGGGUGGUGGCAUUAAAAGAAGAGCCAGGGGAGAGUAUUCAAAAUUUCUCACAGGCUCACAUAAACAGAGGGGAGAUCAUCUUCAUCCAUGAGGGUGAAGAGUCUGGUGAGUUCAGUUUCACAGUGACAGAUGGAGAGCACACAUCUCCUCUCUAUCGAUUUGUCAUCAGGGCCAGGCCUCACACCAUCACCUUGGAAACGGGGGAGGAACUCGUAGUGUUUCCAGGAACACGGCAGCCUAUCAAAAGUGCCAACCUUGGAGUUGCAACCAGUGAAGAUGGGACUGACGCAAGCUUCCUGCUGAUCCGCCCGCCUCGUUUGGGAAGGCUCAUCUUGGCCAAUGGCCCGAACCAGUUUGAAGAAAUUCACUUAUUCUCACAGUCACAGUUGGAUUCUGGAGUGGUCUACUAUGAGCACCAGCUGCCCACCGAGCCUUUCUGGGUGGUGAGGGACUCCAUGGAGUUCACCAUGUCAGCCCAGCAGUCUCCAAAUGUCCGUUAUGUCCUGCCCAUCACUGUCUCCUACUACGCUGCUCACAGCAACAUUUCCUCCCAGAUGUGGAGGAACAAAGGGCUUGAAAUUGUCCAGGGCCAGAGGAAAUCAAUUGACAGUUCAAUUCUUGAUGCCUCCAACCUUCUGGCAAGUCUACCUCAAGAAAAGCAUAGUGACGUGGCUGUUGUGUUUGAAAUAAAGCGUUUCCCAAUUCAUGGUCGUGUCACCUUGGGGGGUGAGGACCUACCCCGUAACACUCCAAUCUUCACGCAAGAAGAAGUGUCUCAGGGGAGGCUGGAGUAUCUCCAUGAUGACUCGGUAGCUGCCUAUGACAGCUUUGCUUUCAGGGCCCGUCUGAAGUCAGAGGGUCGGGAUUUGGCCUCCCCUGCUGAGUCUGUAAUCCUGGAGGAGAUCUUUCAUAUUUCAAUCAAAAGACGUGGUUCUGACCCCCCCGAAUUAGUCACUACAGAUAUGCUUCUGGAGGUUCUCCAAGGCUCUAGGACCUUCCUAACCCAGAAGCAUCUCAAUACCCAAGACGAAGACAGUGCACCAGAUGAAGUGCUCUUCAAGGUCAUCACAGCACCCCGUAAUGGUUAUAUCUUCAACUAUAUUACAUCAGAAAGCAUCUCUGAGUUCACUCAAGAAAUGAUCAAUCGUGUAGAGGUGACCUUCCAAAGCGAUGGCACCCUUGCAAACGGAUUUGUGGAAUUCACUGUAUCAGAUGGUGAGCAUGAAACAGAGCCAUACACACUGCACAUUGGUGUCUUGGCUCACACCCUGCUUCUUGAUCAGGUCCCUGAGAUCAAGGUACUGCAGGGAGACGAUCACACUCUUGUGACUGAGGAGAUGUUGAUGGCCUAUACAGGAGGCCCUGUAGAGGAGGACAUACUUUACAAAAUCACCAGUACCCCAAAAUAUGCAGCUGUCAUGGUAGACAGGCAGCCCACAUCUGCCUUCACCCAGAAACAGAUCAAAGAAGGCCGGGUCAGUGUUCGCUUUGUCAAGUCCACUUCACCCAGAGACAGUGUGUCUUUUACAGCCCGCAGCCGGGCUGCCAAUGUUUCCUCUGUCCUUAACAUCACCGUCCAGCCUCUGGCCAAAAUCGCUCAGCAUCCUAUGUUACCUCAGGGUUCACUUGUCCAACUGGACAGAAAGCUUCUGGAUGCAACUCCACUGGCCAAUAAGACCAGAGCCUCACCCACAUUCACAGUCAUCCAGCAGCCAAGAGGAGCUCGGGUUGUGAAGUCUAGGGGUCCUGAUGCUGGUCAGCCCAUGCAGACAUUCACCCAAAAGGAUCUGGAUGAAGGUCGCAUAGCAAUAGAAAUACUAAAUAAUGCCUCUGGAUCAAAACCUGGGGCUGGUCAGGAUGAAGCUCGGUUCCUGCUCAAAGCCCAUGGAGUCCCUCCAGCAGAAUGUGUGUUUUCUUUCCAGACGAGCUCUUACAAUCCCUCUGCAGUUUACCCAGCCACUCUGCUGAGGAUUCCUGAUAAUGCACAAGUCCAUAGAGCCCAAGGAGAUUUCACCACUGCAUCCCCUGGCUCUAGUACAAAUGGGAAACCACACAUUUCCCGCCGUGGCAACUUUUGGUCUGUCUUCAUCCCCAUCCUAGUUGUUCUCCUUCUUUUGCUUCUGGCAGGUGUCUUGGCCUACUAUCUAAUCCGUAAAAACAAGACGGGCAAACACAACGUCCAGACAGCAGCCUCCAAGCCCAAAAACGGAGAGGUGGCCACAGCAGAAACCUUUCGCAAAACUGACCCGGCCAAUAACAUACCUAUGUCCAACGUGGACUCCAAAGGUGCAGAUCCAGAGUUGUUGCAGCACUGUCGGACAACGAACCCGACCUUGAAAAAGAACCAGUACUGGGUUUAAAACAAUUUGAUUUGGACAAAGAAAGAGGUGGACUUCAUUCAUGUCAGUUUAAAAAAGAUUUUUCUUCUACAAUUUAAAUCAAACACACCUUUGUGUCAAUUUUCCAUUGACUUAUCUCAGAACAGCUGUGGACAAAUUCUCAGGCAAGAAAACACUGAACACAUAUUGGCACCUCCUACAUUGGAAGGGCUCAUGCCUUGUCUAUUUAUUUCCAUUUCAACAUUCCUCAAUGUCAAAGAGCACAAAUGAAAACAUGAACACGCAAAGUGUUUGCAAAAACUAUUUUUGAUGUGCUUGACUAUUGUAUUUAAUACCUUUUAGGCAAACAUUCCUUAUGCUAAUAGGUAUUUAUUUCCUAGUUGUUUUUUUUACUGAUUUCAGUUUUAUCCAGAUAUUUGAUCAACACAAACAUGAAUAAAAAGGGAAAUAUACCCUCACCUGCAACUUCUUUAAGCACAGAAAAUCAUAACCAUCUCUUGUUUACAGAGAAUGGUCUGAAAAAGAGAAAAUAUCCAGUGAGAGGCUUUUGUGUGCAUGAAAAUGACUUUUUCAUGUCGGAGGUCAAGGGAGAAUUGGCAGGUUUGUUAUCAUAGAAAAUAAACUGUGGCUCAAAUAACCAACAGUAGCUUGCUAUAAAUGAGGUAUCAUCUCAAAACCGUGAAGCAGGUGAUACACCAGUAGAAUAUCACACUCGGUGCCCCUCCUUUCAGCUAAGAGCACGCUUAACAAAAUUGGACAACAAGAGAUUGAAGUGAUGUUUCCUGGUCUGAUUAGUUUUUGUUUCACCUAUGGCAUGAAGAUGAUGGGUUGUAAUUUGGUUGAACCACAUGGAAACAUGUAUUUAAGCUGCCUUAUUUGGUUCAGGCAGAUGGUGGUAGUGUGAUGUGUGGGGAAUAUUUCCCUUGUACACUUUGGGCUUCUUGGUGCCAGUUGGCCACCAUUUAAAUGCCCCUCCUACCAAAGUAUUGCUCCCGACCAAUAAAUGUCAUCACUUUAUAAUUAGCAAUGUACGUGUCUUGUGAUAACUAGCAGGAUAGUUCACGGUGUCAAAAAGCUGAAAUCUUUUCAAGCACGUUUGAACAUGACAAUGAGUACUCCAGUGUACUCCAAUGGCCUCCACAAUCACAAGGUCUCAAUCCAGUAAAACACCUUAGUGACGUGGUGGAACAUUAGAGGCUUGGAUCAUGGAUCUGCAGCCAACAAACCUCCAUCAACUGUGUGAUGCUGUCAUGUCAAAAUCUCUGAGGUAUGUUUAACCUUUUGAAUUUAAUCUACAUCGAAAACAAUUAAAGCAGAUCUAAAGGCAAAAGACAGUCCGACUCUAAUAAAGUAGCUGCUGAGUAUAAGGUGCCUUUUAUUAGUUUUGCUUUAUUUUUUAAAAGCUAAACUCAAUUAUGUUUCUACGUCCUAUCUCAGGUAUUCAGCUUAAAGAUAAACACUUAGAUAAUAUUCGCUUGCUGUCUAACAAAGCAGUAAAAUGAAUACCACUUUCACAGCUAUAUGUAAACACCAUUCUAUCACAUUACAACUUUUAUCAAUGAAGCUAAGGGCUUUUCCCAUGAAAUGCUUUCAUGCUAAAGCUAAGCUAACACUUUCUAGUACCUAACUCAGUUUAGUGCCUAAGUCAGUUGAGCAAAACUAAGCUAAUGCUCUUCCAAUUGUAACCAUAAGUGAGAAGCAUAUGUUUAAAAGUAGAAAGGAGUUGAAACAAAGCACUUGAAGCCAAAUUGCACAGAUUUAAUCCACUUUAGCUCUUGGUCAGGUCAACAUCUAUCAAAUUUUAUUGUGUCUAUGUGCUUCCAAAGAGCUUGUAAAUAUUUACUGCACUGGCGGAGCACUGACUGCGUAACCACCCAUGGCAGAACAGAGACAUUGCUCUGGUCCUGUAAUAUUACUCUGAAUCACCUCCUUUCUGGCUGCCAGAAUAAAGUUAGGUCAUCUCAAACUUAAAGGUUGCCAUUUUCCAAGACUCAAAACAUAACUUCAACUGAAAAUGACUAUUAAAAUAUUCAGCUUGUCGGGUUUUGUUCAUUUUAAAUGACUCAAAGUGAUCAAUUAUUCUUAUCAUAAAUAUUCCUUAUUUUAGCCUAGUUGAAUAUACAGUUUGGAAGAAAUCAUCCCUUUUUUACUUGUUUUGCAUGUUAAAGCUUAAACAAUGUGCUACUGUAAAUCACAAUCAUUUCCUGCUAAGGUUUCAGUAAUCUGGCCUGUUGACUGUGGUACUACUGAAGGUCAAGAUAAAAUUGUACGGUUAUGAUUUCAGAAAAUGUUGUUGAUUCAUCUAUAAAAACAGACUAGAGAGAAAUUAUUUGCUAUACAUUAUUUCCUUACGUUUUCCAGAGUUGCCUUGUUUUUCACAAGCCAAAUAGUGAUUUUGCAGUAUUUCUUUUGUCACCCAGUUUUGGUUGUUUAAUAGUCUUUUUUUCCUCUUUAGCAGCAAUUAUAGGGAGAUAUGUUGUAUUUCAGUGAUAUACUUACCUAAAACACAACUUCCUUCCUCAGAAUAUCACAUUUCCAACCUCUGUGGUUUAUGUGUAAAUAUUGUGUUUUCGAAAAAGUUUUUGGGUUUCUAGGGUCCCAUAUAGGAAUAUAAACUUUAAAAGAACAAGUAAUUACAUUAAAAGUGACUGUUCAGCUUUGAUAUAUGUAUGGGUUUGUGCAUAAUUUGUAUGUUUCACUCAUGUUGUUAAAUUUACUGCAGCAUUUUAUCACUAUGUCCUCGCAUUUGUCGUUAUUUAUUAUGUCGGUCACUCCCUGUUCAUCAGUUCAUUUUUAUAUGUGCUUUGUUCUUCUAUUUUCCGCUGAUAUUUUUUUUUUAAAUGUUCCUGGACCAAAUGCAAUGUUAGGACUACCAUAUGUCUCUGAGUCUGUUUCAGGCACUAAUGAAAAUAAAAUGCUGACACAACAAA
Girardinichthys multiradiatus is the source of this 10474-nucleotide messenger RNA. It is a transcript of the gene cspg4, whose product is annotated as chondroitin sulfate proteoglycan 4. The record is from RefSeq and is a predicted model, not a curated record. NCBI's taxonomy places the organism in Eukaryota, Metazoa, Chordata, Actinopteri, Cyprinodontiformes, Goodeidae. The transcript is spliced from 10 exons. The coding region runs from base 927 to 7565 and encodes 2212 amino acids.